AACUCUCAACGUCAGAUUUAUUGGACGAAUGCGACCGAAUGCACGUUGACUUGUAUCGAUUAUUACGCAAAUACUUAAAGCUUCGAGAAAUGCUGAAAGAACUGAAGUCAAAUUUUGAUUCAUCGCGCUUUUUUCCAAUCAUUCCUCGUUACAGCUUAUUAAAAUCAAUGAUAAAAAAUGUGAUCAGGGAACCGACGUUUGCUGAGAUUUACCACGAACCCGAUAAAUGAUC
Molecule: messenger RNA, 232 nt
Organism: Gongylonema pulchrum
Lineage: Eukaryota; Metazoa; Nematoda; Chromadorea; Rhabditida; Gongylonematidae
Source: the annotation of a GenBank genome assembly